UCAACUAAAAAGUGAGAUAGACACAGUGAGAGACUCGGCAGGGCUGCUGCUCAUUCAAAAUAGAGUCAGAGGGAGGGAACAGAGAGAGAGAGAGGGAGAGAGAAGGAGAGUCAGGGACAGGCAGUGCUGUAAAGGAGAGCACAAAGAGAAGGAAAGUGGAGCAGGGGAGGGGAACAGGAGGCUUGGUGGUGAAGGGAGAGGGAAAGACAAAAGAAGGAGAGGGGAGACAUCGCAGGGUGAACGGAGGGGACUGAGCAAAUGGCUACGGAGGACACGGCGGGGGGAGCCAGGAAAGCCACCAAGAGCAAACUGUUUGAGUUCCUGGUCCAUGGAGUGCGUCCUGGCAUGCCGUCUGGAGCGAGGAUGCCCCACCAGGGAGCUCCCAUGGGCCCCCCCGGCCCCCCGUACGGAGGCAGCCCGGCGGUGCGGCCCGGCCUGCCCACCCCCGUGAUGGAGCCCAGCCGUAAGAGGCCUGCUCCCUCCCAGCAGGUCCAGCAGCAGGCCGUCCAGGGUCGUGCCAGAAAGAAGCCAGUCGGAUUCCCCGGAGCCAAUGAGAUGCCGGCGAGGCAGAUGGACAUGAGAGAGCCCCAAUCAGAUCCCACGCUCGGAUCAAAUGCUAAGAGAAGGAAAAUGGCAGACAAGAUUCUUCCGCAAAGGAUCCGUGAGCUGGUGCCAGAAUCCCAGGCUUACAUGGAUCUGCUGGCGUUUGAGCGCAAACUGGACCAGACCAUAAUGCGCAAACGAGUGGACAUCCAGGAAGCACUGAAGAGACCAAUGAAGCAGCAGAAGCGUAAACUGAGGCUUUACAUAUCCAACACCUUCAACCCUGCAAGACCAGACGCUGAUGACUCAGACGGCAGCAUUGCAUCAUGGGAACUGAGAGUAGAGGGGAAGUUGCUGGAUGACCCGGGGAAGCAGAAAAAGAAGUUCUCCUCGUUUUUUAAGAGCCUGGUGAUCGAGCUGGACAAAGACCUGUACGGUCCUGACAACCACCUGGUUGAGUCAUUGUAUGGUGGCUCGCUUUUACAGUGGCACCGCACGGGCACCACGCAGGAGACGGACGGCUUCCAGGUGAAGAGGCCGGGGGACGUGAGCGUGCGCUGCACCCUGCUGCUGAUGCUGGACUACCAGCCCCCCCAGUUUAAGCUGGACCCUCGUCUGGCGCGCCUGCUGGGCAUCCACACUCAGACCCGCUCCUGUAUCAUCCAGGCGCUCUGGCAAUACGUCAAGACCAACAAGCUGCAGGACUCUCAUGACAAGGAGUACAUCAACUGUGACAAGUACUUCCAACAGAUCUUCGACUGCCCUCGGCUGAAGUUCUCUGAGAUCCCUCAACGCCUAACCAACCUCCUCUUGCCCCCAGACCCCAUCGUCAUCAACCAUGUGAUCAGCGUGGAUCCCAACGACCAGAAGAAGACGGCCUGCUACGACAUAGACGUGGAGGUGGAAGACCCUCUGAAGGGGCAGAUGAGCAGCUUCCUGCUCUCCACCGCCAACCAGCAGGAGAUCGCCACCCUGGACAACAAGAUCCAUGAGACCAUCGAGUCCAUCAACCAGCUGAAGAUCCAGAGGGACUUCAUGCUCAGUUUCUCCAGAGACCCCAAGGGCUACAUCCAGGACUGGCUCAAAUCCCAGAGCCGGGACCUUAAGUUAAUGACAGACGUGGUGGGGAAUCCUGAGGAGGAGAGGAGGGCGGAGUUUUACCACGAGCCCUGGUCCCAGGAGGCUGUCAGCCGCUAUUUCUACUGCAAGAUCCAGCAGAGGAGACAGGAGCUGGAAACGGCCUUAGCUGUCCGUAACACCUAAAACAAGGCCCUCCUGAAUCACCCCCACUGAUUUCCUGUGUGUUUGGAGGCCAUCGCUGUAGUUUGGUGAAACUUCAUAAACGGUCAUAAAAGAAAAUGCAAUUUCUGAGGUUUCCCAAAGUUUAAAAAUGAAGUGAAAUGAGGGCGAGUUUUUCUCACGGCGGACGCGAUGGAAGCCCUGAUGCACAUAUUUGUCCCGUUUUGUGCAGCACUGUGAAGGCAUCAUCAUUUCCCGCAUGUGUUCAGCUGCGCCCGCAAAGGUCAAGCCCCUCAGACCACAAGCAUCCAAAACUAAAGCCCCCUACUCUCCGCUUCUUUAAAUACGUCACACACACGUCGAGAAAAACUCUGACCGGCUGCAAACACACCGCCAUGUUUUUGGAUCUCAAAACAAACACGAUGUGACUCUUCGCUCUUGAUGGGUCUUCAUAUUUUAUGUUCCCCAAGGUUUCCUGUAACUGAUUUAUUGUUUGAUUCUAAGUGUGUGUUUUUGUUUCUGAAAGAUUGAUUUAUGACACCAGCAAAGUGGAGAUUACAAGUGUGACACAUAGGGAAUCAAUUCUAUCUAGAAACCUGAGAUUUAAUUCACUUUCAGGUUGGAGUGAAUCAAAUGGAAAUGUGUCUCAUUUAAAGGUAGGGUAGGUAAGAAUGGAGAAACCAGCUCGAGUGCGCUAGAA
Messenger RNA from Notothenia coriiceps (black rockcod), 2482 nucleotides. Its product is annotated as SWI/SNF-related matrix-associated actin-dependent regulator of chromatin subfamily D member 3. The coding region runs from base 259 to 1806 and encodes 515 amino acids. The record is from RefSeq and is a predicted model, not a curated record. NCBI's taxonomy places the organism in Eukaryota, Metazoa, Chordata, Actinopteri, Perciformes, Nototheniidae. The transcript has 14 exons.